AGAACUUUGAGAAGUAAAAACAAGCCCUUCCUUUUUCCUUUACUUGACAUAAACACCCCGUUCCCUCCCAAACUUAUAAUUUUUCUUCUCCUCCAAAAACCUCUUCUCUCCUCUUCCCCCUUUUUUCUCAUGGCUUCCGUUACGAUUGAUUCUUCCUCCGUCACCGUCACCGUUUCCGACGGCCCACUUCAUGCAGAAUCAAUCCCAACCGUCGAUCUACGGCUCCUUUCUCAAUCUGAACUCUACUCCCUCUCCCUCUGUUCCCCUUCCGCUUUCAACCCUCGCCGUGAUGACGACGUCAUUGUCCCUAAAAUCGACCGUUCUGUUUUCAACGAAUCCGCUGGGUCCCGCAAACAAACUUAUUCCCGUCUCCGCCUUGCCCCCGCCUCCUCCGCCUCCUCCUCCUCCUCCUCCGCCCUCCGUAGCCGUACCCCUCACCUCCGUAAUUCUCUUCACAAUCCAUCAUCUUUUAACAACGACCCGGAGAAUUCCCAAAUCGUUUCCCUUCUUAAACAGCUAUUCGGGUCGGGUACCGAAACGAAUCCCAAUCCCUCCGAUUUGAUACCUAUCCGGGUCGAUUAUUCGGACUCGUUAUCCGUGCCCGUACCCUUGACCGGGCACGUGCACGUGCCCGAGUCGUCCAAUGUGGGUUCAAUUGGGCAGAAAAGAAAACGGGGUCGGCCUAGGAAGAAUGAGAACGAGAACGAGAACGUCGGGGUGGGUGGAGGUGGGGGUGGGGUUGAUAAAGGGACUGAUGUGGCAAUAAAGGACAUUGUAGUUUAUCAAAAUGUGGAUGAUAAUAGGGAUAGGGAUGAUAAGGAGAUGUUGAAUAAGGAUGGUGAACCGGUUGAUUUGACGGUUCUGGGGACGUUGGAGGAUCAGUUUGGCGAAGAGCUGAGGCGGAGGACGGAGGGAUUGGGGAGUUCAGAGGAGCUGUUAAGGUUUCUGGGGAGAUUGAAUGGGCAAUGGGGGAGUACUAGGAAGAAGAGAAGGAUUGUGGAUGCAGGUGAGUUUGGGAAUGUGCUGCCAAAAGGUUGGAAGCUUUUGCUUUCUAUUAAGAGGAAAGAAGGCCGUGUAUGGUUGCAUUGUCGACGCUACAUAAGCCCUAGUGGACGGCAAUUUGAGACAUGCAAGGAAGUCUCUUCAUAUUUGCUCUUUCUUCAUGGUGAACGAAAUGAAAAUCUUCCAACAUAUGCUGAGAGUAGUGGAACUGUUGAUAUCACUAAUACCUGUGCUUUAGUUAGUACUUCAGACCUUCAGGAUGGCAGCAACAAUGAAGGCCCUCUUUUUCACAACUCAUCCCCUGCUGUUGAUCAUGGGGAGUUGCAAGUUUUAUUGAAUUUUGGGGAACUGUCAGAGGUCCAAGUAGGAGAUCUUUUGCACUGUGACAAAUGCAAUGUGACCUUUAAUGAUAAGGAUGAUUUAUUGCAGCACCAGUUAUCUCAUCGGCGAAGGAGAUCUAGAAAUGGUCAGUCCAUUACUGAUGGGGUAAUAAUUAAAGACGGAAAGUUUGAAUGUCAGUUCUGCCGUAAGACAUUUGAAGAAAGGCGUCGGUACAAUGGUCAUGUUGGGGCCCAUGUUAAGAAUCAGGUAAAGACUACGGAUGGAUCUGUUUCAGUCAGUGUGGGAGAGUUUGUUGAACCUGUGGCGUCUAGUGGAGCCAUGCUGAGGGAGUCCAUAAUGCAGGAUUCAGUUGUUUCACUGAGGAACCUGACAGAAAUUGCUGAUGUAAGUUCAGAUUAUGGUAGGAAAUUUGCACCUCCUGGUAAAAUCCAGGAGGAGGAUCACAUGGAGAUUGACGAUAAACUAGAAGGUUUGGGUGAGGCUUUGAAUACUGCCCCAAAUAAAACUAACAUGUGUUCAAGUUCUGAAGCAAUUACAUGUAAUAACGUGGGUAAUAUUUAUUGUGAAACACCUUGUGACUCACUGAUUGCUGACGUUGUAGCUGAAGGAACAAAUAAGGGUUGUCAUAACCAGGAAGGGGAUUCUGAGAGCUGUUCUCCUAUUUCAUUGAAUGAACAAACAUGUGUGAAUACAAGCAAAGUGAUUGACUGUUCCAUCAUAGAAGAGCCUGAACAGGAAGGUUUACUUUGUUCAAAUGGCAUUGUUGAUCCGUGUGGUGUUAGCGUGGAAGAUGGCAAGUUUUCCCCUGCAGUGGAAGAGAGCAAAGUAGAGACUGAUAGGUUUGUAGAUAAUGAGUCAACAACUGCUUUAUGCAGUAAUGUCAGUGUGCUGGAUGAGAACAGUUUGACUAAUGCCAAACAAGUUCCAUGCACCGAAGAUCACUCAGGGAAGAAUAUUGAUGUUCUGAAUCGUGUACCCUUUCUGGCAGAAACAUUUAAAGAAAACAGAGGUUUGAGCAGCACAGGUACCCCAUCUUGUGAGGAGGAAGAAUCCACAGUAGAUUAUGUAAAGAGAGCUUUUCCUGGUUGCAUAGGUGAGCAAAAACCUAGUAACGUGAUGUGUAAUAUAAAAAAUGAUGAGUGUGGCAGUCUUGUUGAUUCAAAUGACAAUAAGCUGAUUAUGAAGGCGGAUAGUUGUUCAUUUGUUCCACAUCCAGAUAAACAUGUAAAUACUGCUGAAAAAGAUGUAAGUGAUGGUUCAGCUUGCUUUCUAGAGGAGCCUGAACAGCAGAAAGGUGACGAGAACAGUCUGCUUUCUCCAGCAUGUGACAAGAACGGUGAGGUUGAAGCUCAACUUCUUAAUGAUUCGAAGACAAGUACAGAUGAGCCAAAGGUAAAUGAACUGCAGAGUGUUGGUAGUAAUAUAACAGGAUUUCCUUGUAACAAUCAUGCUGUGCAAAAAGCUGAUGCCAGUGAAAUAGAGAGGGAAAAAAGUCUUGCAUUCUGCUCGCUUUUUCCGGCCACGAAUUUGAGAGCAUCUUGUGCUGAAGAUCAUGAUACCAAAGUUUACCAAAGCACAAUUGAGGUUAAUGAUCAGCAAAGGGCUACAAACACAUUGUUUUCUUUAACCAAUGUACCAGAAGCUUCUACCAAGGAAAAUACCAUGAACAGGAGCUAUAACAACCCUUUGAAUGGAUCUAAAUUUGAUGGUCUUGAAAACUCUAGGCAUCAUGAUCUAAAUGUUGUUUUCGGCAACUCUCAUGUGGAUCUAGAUGCAAAUUUGAACUGUACAACCUUCCAACUUGGCAUGGAGGAAACAUAUGGCGUUCAGGCUAAUCUCCUUGGAAGAUUAGGGUCCGAUAAACAAGGAGAAGUUGGGAUUGAUUUAAGUGAUUCGGCUUUCAAGGGAAAAACAGGAGAUUUUGAAAGUAACUUCAACACGGUUUUUCAUAGUCAAUUGUGGGAUGAACAGAAAGUAGAUGAAGUUGGUGACUGUGGAAAGAAGAUUAUUACUGGGUUUGGUUGUGUAGAUGCCAAACCUAAUGAGGAUGUCAUGGCUGGCAGCAUUUGGAGAACGGGUGUAGAAAAUGUCAUGCAAGGUGACUCAGCAGACAAUUCAACCUCGGUAGUGCAGUCAUCGAACUGUUUCCAGACCUAUGAUGUUUUGUCAGAUAAGGUUCAAAGUCUCUUCGGAGAAAAUGAGAAGUAUGAUGGCAACACAGGCUUUGAUGGGUUGAGAUCAGACCGAACUGGACCAGUAGAAUAUAGUUUCAUGAGCACACAUAGUUUAAAUUCUCUUCAAGAAGAGCCUAGAGCUUUACCUUACGAUGUGGAUAUAGAACAAGGGUUUAAUUCGUCAUUUUGGCUUGGAAAAGAUGAUUUAAUGCCAAAUUUAGCUGGCAGGAAUCAGGUGAUGUUGGUAUGCGUUUGGUGCAGAAAUGAGUUUUAUCAAGAGCCUAACCAGUUAGGAGCAGAAGCAGGUUCAAUUGGUUCCAUGUGUCCAACCUGCAGUGGAAGGAUCUCAGGGCAGUUUAGCUUUUUGUAGAACGACUUGUCAUUGACCAUUCAAUGAUCUGCCUUCUACGUAAUUUUCAGACAGAAGAUUAGGUCAACGGAAGGUAUUUAUUCAUCCCAAGCUGACAAAUAAAAAAGAAAGUCUAGACUAUUGAUGUUAGUUAAGCAGCAUCUAACCUUCCUAUUCUUUUGACUGAAAUCAGUCUAACUACUGACUUUGUUUUAGAAAGAUAAUGAGAUCUUUAGCUUCUUUAGCCAUUUUCUUAAUCAAUGCAGUCCCAAAUGUCUGCUUUUUCACUAGUCAUACAGGAUAUGGUAGGAUCCAUCAGUAGGACCAAAAGAUUUCCUGGAUUAUUAGAUUGGUGUUGUCAUGUAUUACGCCACUUUCUGCUGAAUCUGUCUCCAUUUGAGUUGUGGAUGGAGGAUGAAGAAGUAGCGAUGUCAGUGGGAUGGAGGAUGGAUGAAGAAGCAACUGAGAUCACUUCAUAGAGAUGGCAAUGUGACAUUGAUAUCCUCCUGCUGCUGUGGUCUCACUUAGAUUCUUCUUUCAAAUGAUUUUGUUCUUAUUGCAGAUGUUGAUUUUGCAGUUGAUGGUGAUUUUGUAGCUGUCUUCUUUUUGCUCUUUGUUUACUGAUGCGACUUUUGAAACAUGCA
Molecule: messenger RNA, 4511 nt
Organism: Nicotiana attenuata
Lineage: Eukaryota; Viridiplantae; Streptophyta; Magnoliopsida; Solanales; Solanaceae
Exons: 4
Coding region: 130-3888 (1252 amino acids)
Molecular function (GO): DNA binding
Source: RefSeq, a predicted model, not a curated record